GAGGGGCUUGUCUCUCAAGGGUCUUUCAGCUCUGAAACAUUCUAGGAUUCUCCAGUCUGGGCUUCAAUUUGCUCAUUUGUAAAAUAGUAGGUUGGAGUGGAUCAUCUCUCAGGUUCCUUCUAGUGCUAACAUUCUAUGAUUCUAUGAUUUCAUGAAGAAGUCAGCCAUGUCCACAGAAUCAAACAAAAAGCGGAAACCCAAAGUGAUCCGAAGUGAUGGAGCCCCACCUGAGGGAAAGCGGAAUCGGAGCGAGAUAGACUUGGAGAUGAAGUACUACAGUGAGGAGGCUGAGGUGGACAUUCGCGACCCCAACAAGGACUAUGACCUCUACAGAUUUACCUGCCAUGAACUCCAGCGACUCAUGGCUGAAAUCCAAGAGCUCAAGAGCAGAGGCAGCAGGGACAGUGCUUCUGAAAUAGAAGAGAGGAGGAUCCAGAGCUGUGUUCAUUUCAUGACCCUGAAGAAGCUGAACCGCCUGGCUCACAUUAGACUGAAGAAAGGGCGAGAUCAGACCCAUGAGGCCAAGCAGAAAGUGGACGCCUAUCACCUCCAGCUCCAGAACCUACUGUAUGAGGUGAUGCACCUCCAGAAAGAGAUCACCAAGUGCCUGGAGUUUAAAUCAAAACAUGAAGAAAUUGAGCUGGUAAGUAUGGAAGAGUUUUAUCGGGAGGCCCCUCCAGAGAUCAGCAAAUGUGAUAUCACCAUGGGGGACCCUCACCAGCAGACCCUUGCUCGCCUCGACUGGGAGCUGGAGCAACGGAAGAGGUUAGCAGAAAAGUACAAAGAAUGUCUGGCUAGCAAAGAGAAAAUCUUGAAGGAGAUCGAAGUAAAGAAGGAGUACCUGAGCAGCCUUCAGCCGCGGCUGAGCAGUAUCAUGCAGGCCUCGCUUCCAGUGCAGGAAUAUCUCUUCAUGCCGUUCGACCAGGCCCACAAGCAAUAUGAAACUGCUCGACACCUUCCCCCACCCCUCUAUGUGCUUUUUGUCCAGGCCAGUGCCUACGGACAAGCCUGUGAUAAAAAGUUGUCCGUGGCUAUAGAGGGCAAUGUGGAAGAAGCCAAGGCUCUGUACAAACCACCUGAGGAUUCUCAAGAUGACGAGAGCGACUCUGAUGCUGAGGAGGAGCAGACCACAAAACGUCGACGCCCCACCCUGGGUGUUCAGCUGGAUGACAAACGGAAGGAGAUGCUCAAGAGACACCCUCUGUCUGUCAUGCUCGACCUCAGGUGCAAAGAUGACAGCAUGCUCCAUCUUACUUUCUACUACCUCAUGAACCUCAACAUCAUGACUGUGAAGGCCAGAGUGAGCACUGCCACUGAGAUCGUCACUCCUGUCAGCGCUGGUGACCUGCUGUCUCCUGACAUGAUCUUAAGUUGCCUGUAUCCUGGGGAUCAUGGCAAGAAAACUCCCAAUCCCGCCAAUCAGUACCAGUUUGAUAAAGUUGGCAUCUUGACCUUAAGUGACUAUGUGCUUGAACUGGGUCACCCCUAUUUGUGGGUACAGAAGCUCGGGGGCCUGCACUUCCCCAAAGAGCAGCCUCAGCACACAGUGACUGCAGACAAUUCACUGAGCGCCAGCCACAUGGAGACCACCAUGAAGCUGCUGAGGACACGGCUACAGGCCCGCCUGGCUCUCACCAAACAGUUCGCUUCAUUGGAACACGGCAUUGUGCCAGUCUCCAGUGAGUGCCAGCGCCUUUUCCCUGCAAAAAUUGUGUCUCGCCUUGUGAAGUGGGUGGCAAUUGCUUAUGAAGACUAUAUGGAGCUGCCUUACACCCGGGACAUUGUGGAGGCCGGGCUAGCCGAGGACACACACCUGUAUUACCUGGCACUCAUCGAGAGAGGGACAGCCAAGCUUCAGGCAGCCGUGGUGCUAAACCCAGGUUACUCCUCCAUCCCACCCAUUUUCCGCCUUUGUCUGAACUGGAAAGGAGAGAAGACCAGUAGCAACGAUGAUAACAUCCGGGCCAUGGAGAGUGAAGUCAGUGUCUGCUACCGGGAGCUUUACGGCCCCCGGCCUGGCUACCAGCUUCUGACCAAUCAGCUGCAGCGCCUCUGCGUUGUGCUAGAUGUCUACCUGGAGACAGAGAGCCACGACACCAGCGUAGAGGGGCCCAAGGAAUUCCCGCAGGAGAAAAUGUGUCUUCGACUGGUCAGGGGUCCCAGCCGGAUGAAGCCAUUCAAGUACAACCAUCCCCAGGGAUUCUUCAGCCAUCGCUGACCAUCAGACUACCUUCCCUCUGUCCAUCUGUCUGUUCCCUGAAGAGCUUCCAGUGGGUUCCAAAAGAACCAGCAGUGGGUGGGCACAGGGCUUCCACACCACACCUGUAUGACUUGGCUGCUUCUGCAGGUGUUCUAAAGUCAGUUUCGUAUUUUUAACCUAUUAAAUAUGUCACUAGGUGAAGUGAG
Molecule: messenger RNA, 2406 nt
Organism: Gracilinanus agilis (Agile Gracile Mouse Opossum)
Lineage: Eukaryota; Metazoa; Chordata; Mammalia; Didelphimorphia; Didelphidae
Gene: THOC5
Product: THO complex 5
Exons: 19
Coding region: 152-2218 (688 amino acids)
Biological process (GO): mRNA export from nucleus; positive regulation of DNA-templated transcription, elongation
Cellular component (GO): THO complex part of transcription export complex
Molecular function (GO): mRNA binding
Source: RefSeq, a predicted model, not a curated record